Molecule: messenger RNA, 2985 nt
Organism: Polistes dominula (European paper wasp)
Lineage: Eukaryota; Metazoa; Arthropoda; Insecta; Hymenoptera; Vespidae
Product: cytosolic carboxypeptidase 6
Biological process (GO): proteolysis
Molecular function (GO): metallocarboxypeptidase activity; zinc ion binding
Source: RefSeq, a predicted model, not a curated record
UGUAACAAAGAAUCGGUAAUUAACGCUGCCUUUGGUCUUCUAAGCAAAAUUUCAGGUUGAAUAACCAUUUAUCUAAUCAUCUAAAGAACGAUUGUCAUGAAAACAUAAUUUGAAUUAAUUCGUAAGACUUAUCCACUCCUCAUAACGACCAUUAAGUCGAUUUUGAGUAAAUGCAUUCUAUCAUCGCUUAAACGAAGCACAUAUUUCCUUCAAAAUUCCGCUUUUUGCAUUAAGUUUCUUUAAAUAAUUUUAUGAAUUAUGUAUAUAUGUAUGACAUAUAUCCCAAAAAAACGAAAGUACUGAAAUAAAAAGCAUAUAAAAUGAGCACGUGUACCUCAACAGUUGAUAAUCGGUAGUUCAUCAAAUGUGAUAGAAUCGAGUAUACCAUAUAGAAGUAGAAAUACAUGUAUUUAGAUCAGUCUUACAUUAGAAUCCUCUUGAAAAGAGAAAACGUUUUAAAACAUAAAAACAACCUUGAGUCACGAAAAGAUGUUAAAGUAAGUUUCUCACAUACUCUAUCGUCUCUACAUUCGAUAGUUUCUUUACCUUUCUAUCGCUAUGAUUCGGAUCGUCGUAGUUCUCGUGACUUAGAAAAACUUUUACUUUAAUCUUCUCACUGAGAAACAAGAUAGUCCCGUCGAGAGGUUUUGAAUAAGAAAGGAGAUCGGUUGACGCCUGGCAGCCACGCGAGAAUCCAUGACGGAGUGAUCCGCCCUGACUAGAAUCACCCACGCGAAAUCACGAACUUCCCACAUUCUUUUUAUGUAUAAGCACGAACAUUAGAGGCAACGUGAGGAUCCGCCGUUUAGCUUGAAAUCUAAACUGAGAUCGGUAUUUCUCGUUAUCAUGUAGAUAGGUUGGUAGGCGGUUAACACCUAACAUGCUUCCCGAGUUGGCCGAAGCCUUCAGUCUCUCGCCGUGUCUGCUACCUGGAUAAUCUUAACAGAGCUUAUUCGCGCGGUUAAUGGCCUUUCACGGGGAAGGACGUGAUCCUUUAGAGCACACCAGUCUCUAUCAAAGAGCCGAGAGCGAGGACAGUGAUGCCGAAGGUGGUUUGGGAAACGUAAAUAAACUUGUAAUACGUCCGCCCGGUCAUAGUGGGAAAGCAAAAAAAGGACACAUCUGUUUCGAUGCCUCAUUCGAAACCGGUAACUUGGGUCGGGUAGAUCUUGUUUCAGAGUUCGAGUACGAUCUUUUCAUAAGACCGGAUACCUGUAGCCCACGACUUCGCCUGUGGUUCAACUUUACCGUUGACAAUGUAAGAUCCAAUCAGCGUGUUAUAUUCAACAUAGUGAACAUAUCGAGAAGUAUGAAUCUUUUUCAAAUCGGCAUGGCACCUUUAGUUAAAAGCACCGGUAGACCAAAAUGGCAAAGGAUACCUCGGGAUCAGCUGUUUUAUUACAAAUCACCGCAACAUCAGAAUCACUACGUGCUCAGUUUCGCAUUCGCUUUCGAUCGAGAAGACGAUGUCUACCAAUUUGCUUUAAGUUAUCCGUAUUCAUAUAAUCGGUAUCUCGGGCAUCUGAAUAAUCUCAGUACCAAGAUAGCCUAUGUUCACAGAGAAACUUUAGCCACCUCGAUUCAGAAGAGGAAGGUUGAACUGAUCACCAUAACAUCUGAUAAGAAUAACGGUCAGGAAUUAGCUCGGAAAGUUGUGGUAAUACUUGCGAGAAUUCAUCCAGGCGAAUCACCGUCCUCUUUCGUCUGUCAAGGCCUGAUGGAUUUUCUAGUCAGUACUCAUCCGAUCGCUCAGGUUCUCAGGCAUUACGUGAUAUUUAAAAUUGUGCCAAUGAUCAAUCCCGAUGGAGUUUUCCUCGGCAAUUAUAGAUCUACAUUGAUGGGUAUGGAUUUAAAUCGAAAUUGGAAUUGUAUAUCAGAAUGGAUUCAUCCAACGCUAACGGCUAUCAAAUCGAUGUUAGAAUCUCUAGAUAAAAACACAUACACGCCAUUAGAUUGCGUCUUGGAUUUACAUGCACAUACAAACGCAACAGGAGUCUUCGUUUAUGGGAACACAUACGAAGACGUAUAUAGGUACGAAAGACAUAUUGUCUUACCAAAGUUACUCGCUCAACACACGGAGGACUACAACCUAGGAAACACGAUGUAUAAUCAAGAUCCUCACAAAGGUGGAACAUCCCGUCGAUAUCUAUGCUCCAUUUUAAAGGAACAUGUCAAUUGCUAUACCGUACAAGUAUCAAUGCAUGGUUAUUCUAGGAAAGGAACAUCAAGUAUUUUACCAUAUACAGAAGAAAGUUAUUACAGAGUCGGUCGAAAUCUCGCACGAGUAUUUUUAGAAUAUUACAAGUUAACCGGUCUAAUACCGUGUGGACUUCCAGAUCAACCAUCGAAUAAGAGUAUCCGACAAUCUCGUCAGAAACAUCACGUAUCAAGGCAGCCACGUUCUAAAAUGGUCAGGACACCGGCUCCUUUACAUUUAGCUAGCAUUCACGAGUAUUUUCGGGAGGACAUAGAGCCGCUCCCAAGCGCUCGUUACCGAUCGAUGAGCGGUACGCGUAUGAGCCGGGCUGGAAUUGCAAUUGGAACUGGAACUGAAAGCGGAACUGGAAUAGGAAGUGGAAGUGGAACGACGGGCGUCAACGGAUGCAGGUACCAGAGCCACAGGUUCCGGAGCCCCGGGGCACCGCUCGACAGGGUGCAAGCUCCAACAAGACGACCCAUCGAGCCGAGGCUUACCAUUAUCGAUUUUAAUCAGCUGACAAGAGGCGGUUUGGAACUGGCCAUGAGUAAGAACAAGAUUAAUCGUCAUCGCGGUCGCUUUAAGCUCCAAUAAUAAAAAUAUGAAAGAAAAUUAAAUUUCGUUCUUUCGUCGACUCACUUUAACGUAUCACAAAGAUAUCUUCCAUCUUUUCUACUGGUUUUUUUUUAAUACAAUAACAUUUAUAACAUUUUUAUAUCUAUAUGUGAUAAAAAAAACUGUAGAUUACUUAGACGUACAUUGUACUGAGGAAUUUAAUAAUAUAUCAU